Molecule: messenger RNA, 534 nt
Organism: Ipomoea triloba (trilobed morning glory)
Lineage: Eukaryota; Viridiplantae; Streptophyta; Magnoliopsida; Solanales; Convolvulaceae
Product: pectinesterase inhibitor-like
Exons: 1
Coding region: 1-534 (177 amino acids)
Biological process (GO): negative regulation of catalytic activity
Molecular function (GO): pectinesterase inhibitor activity
Source: RefSeq, a predicted model, not a curated record
AUGACGUUUCCCCACAAACUCUCAUCAUUCCUCUUCGCCGUCUUGGUUGCCGCCGUCGCCGUCACGACCACCGUGACGGCCGGUUUGGUCGACACCGUGUGCGGCAAAACCCCGCAGCCCGCGCUAUGCGCCCAAACCCUAAGAGCCGAUCCUCGUCCCAAAGACGACCUUAAAUCCCUCGGACUCGUCGCAAUAGAUAUUGCGACGAAUCAGGCGAAAUCGGGACAGGCACUCGUCCAGUCCCUCCUCUCCGGCGCCACCGACCCGAAGCUCAAGGAGAUAUUGUCGUCGUGUUUGGAGCAUUAUUCCGACUCCGUGGAUAGCCUCGGGAAAUGCCCGGAUUUGUUGAGGUCCCGGGACUUCGGCGGGCUGAACAGUCAGGCUUCGGCGGCGCUGGAUAGUCCGGGGAAUUGCGACGACGAGUUCUCUGAAGGCUCCGCGGCUGAGCCGCCGCAACUGAAAGAUACGAGUAGUAAGUUGCAGGAGUUUUGUAGUGUUGUUUUGGUGGUUAGCAAUCUGUCCAAAGGGGCAUAA